Molecule: messenger RNA, 681 nt
Organism: Helianthus annuus (common sunflower)
Lineage: Eukaryota; Viridiplantae; Streptophyta; Magnoliopsida; Asterales; Asteraceae
Exons: 3
Coding region: 1-681 (226 amino acids)
Source: RefSeq, a predicted model, not a curated record
AUGGACCCGAGCGUUUUAACGUACGCGGCUUACUUGAGUGGCGCCACUCCGUUCGUGCCUCCCACCUUCGGCUAUGGUCAAGCCGGCGGGUCACAACUGUCACAACAACAAGACGAACCCGAACCCGAUGUCGAUGUCGUGCCGGAGACGCAAACCGAACCGGUGCAAGAGAAAUCGAAACGCGGCAGAAGGUCGCAUAAGAAGAAGGAAAAGGACGAACCUCGACGUACGAAAACUCACCUUAAAUGGACGAAGGAUGAGGAAUUCGUGUUGACUCGGGCGUGGCUCGACAUUUCGGAGGACCACGAAACCGCAAGCUUUCAAAUGGGCCCCGUUUUUUGGGAUAGGGUUCGUGCACUCUUUUAUAGCACGUGGGUUCAAGGCGAACAUCGGGACAAAGAUUCCAUUUCUAGCAAAUGGACCGACAUCAACAACAAGUGUCAUGCGUUCCAAGAAGUGUACCAACUUAUGUCUGCUCUUGACUUUAUAAAAAGCGAUGACACUUCCGAUGUUGCUUUUGAUGAUGUUGGUGCUACCCCUGGUGAGGAUGCAGUUGUUAGGGGUUCUGAUUAUAGGUUCGAGGGUUCUGAGUAUGUGAAUGUCCCCAAUGUUAAAGGUUUUACCAAGGCUACUGCUUCCAAGGGUUCUACUCGUCGUUCACAACGCCAUCUGAAGGGUUGA